This is a messenger RNA of Lactuca sativa (garden lettuce), 2109 nucleotides long. Lineage: Eukaryota; Viridiplantae; Streptophyta; Magnoliopsida; Asterales; Asteraceae. The record is from RefSeq and is a predicted model, not a curated record.
AUGGAGUGUAAUGCAGUUAAUGGUGAUGCACGGAAACUUACGUAUGUUGAAUUUCCUACAAAGUUUGUUUGGAAUCGUGGUGAUAGGAUUUGGAAGUCAAGGCAAGUAGGAAAGUGCAUUGGUAGAAUUCAUUCGGUUUCACCUAAACUAGGGGAAGCUUAUUUCCUAAGGAUUUUGUUAAAUAAGGUGAAAGGUCCGAAAUCAUUCGAAGAAAUUCGCACAGUAAAUGGUGAAGAAUAUUCUUCUUUUAGAGAUGCUUGUUAUGCUCUUGGGCUCUUGGAUGAUGACAAUGAAUAUAUCGAUGCAAUCAAAGAAGCAAGUCAUUCUGGAUCUGUAUGUCUAAACCGGAGGUUGUUUGGGAAAACACAUGGGAAUAUUUGGCAGAUGGAAUUCUUUAUAACCAACGACAUAGAUUCAAGUCUCCAGUUAGCUCUUUGUCCUUCAGACUUAUCACUCAAUGAAGAUCAGCUUAAGAACUUAACUUUGUUCGAGAUAGAACAAGUUUUACUUCAGAAUAACUCGAGUCUAAAAAAUUAUAAAAACAUGCCUAUCCCGGAUCUUGAUUCUGUUUCUUCUUCAAACAAUCAACUUAUCACCGAGGAGCUAGAAUAUGACAUUACCGCUAUGAAGACCGAGUUUGAUCGUAUGUUUCUUGCAUUGACAAAUGAGCAGCGUCACAUUUUCCUUGAUAUCAUGAGUGCAGUUAAAGAAAAUAAAGGAGGUGUCUUCUUUGUUUAUGGUUAUGGUGGAACUGGUAAAACUUUUUUAUGGAAGACAAUAUCUGCCGCUAUUAGAAAAGAUUGUCAUAUUGUUCUAAAUGUUGCUUCAAGUGGGAUUGCUUCAUUAUUAUUGCCCGGAGGUAGAACAGCACACUCCCGAUUUAUAAUUCCAUUUGAACUAACAGAGGAUUCUGUUUGUAGAAUAAAUCCAGAUAGUGACCUCGCAAGCUUAUUGAGAAAAACCUCAUUGAUAAUUUGGGAUGAAGCUCCUAUGGUCCACAAGCAUGCAUUUGAAGCUUUAGAUCGAAGUUUGAAAGAUGUAUUCAAGUCUGAAAAUUCUAGCAACUCAGAUAUUCCAUUUGGAGGGAAAGUUAUUGUUUUUGGAGGAGAUUUUAGACAGAUUCUACCUGUUAUUCCAGGUGGAAGUAGACAAAACAUUGUUAAUGCUUCGUUAAGUUCUUCAUAUUUAUGGCAACAUUGCAAGAUCCAUAAAUUAACAAAAAACAUGAGACUAACUGUUGGAAGGGAUCAAUCUGAUAUACAAAAAAUCGGAGAUUUUGCAAAUUGGUUGUUGGAUAUAGGAGAAGGCAAACUUGGUGGUAUCAACGAUGGAGAAACGGUUAUUGAUAUUCCAGAUGAUAUUCUCAUUAAUGAUGCACAUGAUCCUAUAGGUUCAUUAAUCGAGUUCGUAUAUCCUUCAAUUUUGGAUAUGUACAACAAUACAAGCUAUUUUCAAGAAAGAGCAAUAGUUGCUCCAAAGAAUGAAGUGGUUCAAGAAAUAAACGAUCGUUUGCUAUUGAAAUUUCCAGGAGAUGAGGUUGAAUACUUAAGUUCAGAUAGUAUAUGCCAAUCUGAAUUUGUCCAUGAUCAAUUUGAUGCAAAUUUAUAUUCACCUGAUGUUUUAAAUGGUCUGAAAGUAUCGGGUUUACCAAACCAUAAGUUAGUUUUAAAAAUCGGUGUUCCAGUUAUGUUACUGAAAAAUAUUGAUCAAAAAAACGGCUUGUGUAAUGGAACAAGACUCCAGGUGAUUUCAUUGGGCAAACGUGUUAUUGAGGCACGUAUCAUAUCUGGAACUAAUAUUGGAAACCACACUUUUAUUCUAAGAAUGUCUCUAACUCCAUCAGAAAAGAAAAUUCCAUUCAAAUUUCGAAGAAGACAGUUUCCAUUGGCUGUAUGUUUUGCAAUGACCAUUAAUAAGAGUCAGGGACAGUCAUUAUCCAAGGUUGGUUUGUUUCUCAAACAUCCCGUGUUUUCACAUGGCCAAUUUUAUGUUGCUUUAUCUAGAGUUCAAAGUAGGGACGGAUUAAAAUUGUUAAUUUUAGAUAAGGAUGGUAGUCUCACAAAUAAAACUUCCAAUGUCGUUUAUAAGGAAGUUUUUGGGAAUUUAUAA